AUGGAUUUCGACCCACAACAUCCGAAGUGGUUGUGUUGUUGCUGUCAUUUGACGAAUGGUUUGAUGAUUCUGGCUGGUUCUGAGAUUCUUCUUUCUGUUGCUUUACUGGCUUAUUCCAUUACUCAUAUCGCUGUAAUGAAUUCAAAUGGCCAAGUUACUGAUACAUCGUGGUUCAUGCUGAUUUUGGCACCAUUAAGCGUUAUAUUUGCUAUAACUUCUGCCCUUCUUAUCUAUGGAAUACAUGGGUAUAAGGAGAAUUUUAUGUAUCCAACGUUAGCAGGCAGGGCAAUAAUAAUUAUCUUUGUGCAAGCAUUUGGUGUUUCAACAGUAGUGCAACCAUCCGACAGUAUGCAUGAUCCAGAGACGCAUAGAUCUUGGAAAUUAUCCGAAAGUCAGGAGCUAAGUAAUUUUGCGAAUGAUAGGGUCCGUUUUGUUUGCCUGAUCUAG
Molecule: messenger RNA, 447 nt
Organism: Gongylonema pulchrum
Lineage: Eukaryota; Metazoa; Nematoda; Chromadorea; Rhabditida; Gongylonematidae
Source: the annotation of a GenBank genome assembly